This is a messenger RNA of Drosophila busckii, 337 nucleotides long. RefSeq names its product neuropeptide SIFamide (gene SIFa). Lineage: Eukaryota; Metazoa; Arthropoda; Insecta; Diptera; Drosophilidae. The annotation marks the transcript as partial. The record is from RefSeq and is a predicted model, not a curated record. The transcript is spliced from 2 exons.
AAGCGCUUGCCGGGGCUGACAACAGGCACACUUCAGUUCACAGGCUUCAUCACAGCACACGCACUGUCCUCAACUUUCAAUCAAGACUGCAAAAUGGCCCUUCUGAGAUGCACUACACUCACGCUGCUGCUGGUGACCAUCAUUGUGGCUGCCAUACUCUUGCGCAGCAGCGAGGCCGCCUACAGAAAGCCACCCUUCAAUGGCAGCAUCUUUGGCAAGCGCAAUGCCCAGGACUAUGAUAAUGCCAAGGCUAUGAAUGCGGUUUGUGAGGUUGCCAUGGAGGCGUGUCAAGGCUGGUUUCCACAGAACGACAGCAAAUAGGAGCACGCCUUGAUCU